Messenger RNA from Oncorhynchus kisutch (coho salmon), 1164 nucleotides. Its product is annotated as prostaglandin E2 receptor EP4 subtype-like. The coding region runs from base 199 to 1164 and encodes 321 amino acids. The transcript has 2 exons. NCBI's taxonomy places the organism in Eukaryota, Metazoa, Chordata, Actinopteri, Salmoniformes, Salmonidae. Gene Ontology annotation, cellular component: plasma membrane. Gene Ontology annotation, molecular function: prostaglandin E receptor activity. The record is from RefSeq and is a predicted model, not a curated record. Gene Ontology annotation, biological process: negative regulation of inflammatory response; inflammatory response; cellular response to prostaglandin E stimulus.
ACCCAUGGGAUAUUUCAAAAGGUUGAUGUCAAUGUAGGCUAUUGAACAACAGCAAUCAUGAAAUAAGGAUUUUACAAGAGAAAACACAUUUGUCAAUAUCCUGCUUGGAUUGUAAUGGACUCAAGAAGUAAGUGGCAUCUAUCUAAAAGAAAGGAACAAAUAACGCCCAUUGGAUAGCUUUCUUUUGGAACGGAAAACAUGAACGACACAAGUAAUUUCACUACACACACUGUGCCUUACAAGUCAGCUGCAGCCAUGGCUUUACCUGUAUUUAUGUUUGCAGUUGGUAUCAUUGGAAAUAUAAUAGCAAUAGCCGCUCUAUCUGGAUCUAAGCAAGGGCGCAAGUCGUCCGCUUUCUUCGCCUUAGUUUGCGGUUUGGCUAUCACCGAUCUUCUUGGGACUUGUCUGGCCAGCCCAAUCACUAUAGCCACUUACCUCGAUAAAAAUGUACUCCACGACCGUCAUCUUUGUGAAUUCCAUUCAUUUUUGUUGCUGUUCUUCGGAGUGGCAGGACUAAGUAUUAUAUGCGCAAUGUCUGCUGAGCGCUACCUCGCAAUAUGCUGCCCUUACACAUACCAAAGAUGGGGAAUUGGCCCACAUUUUGCGCGCAAGUGCUUGUUUUGCAUUUAUCUCAGCAACAUUAUAUUUUGUUGUCUUCCAGUGAUGGGUAUGACUGAAAGCAUGAGCCAGCCCUCCAAAACCUGGUGCUUCAUCAACUGGAUGGCUCAUGAGCCGUUGUCUGCAGCCUAUUCGUUUUUAUAUGCAAGUGUGAGUUUUCUACUCAUAUUGAUGACGAUAGUCCUCAACUUUGCAGUUUGUGGCACUCUAUUGAUAAUGCAUCGCAGGAAAAUCCAACGUCCAGUUACUAGAGGGAGCACACGGGCGCAUUGGACAGCGCUUUCCUCCGGCGUGGAAGCCCAAAUGAUGACGGUGCUCGUGGUGACCUCGAUGGUUGUUUUAGGUUGCUCAGCGCCGCUGGUGGUACGCGUAUUUGCUAACCAGAUAUCACGGGAAGAUAAUUCCCAUGCAGAUUUGAAGGCUAUACGGAUUGCCGCCGUCAACGCCAUCCUUGACCCUUGGAUCUACAUUUUGCUGAGAAGGACUCUGUUCAGUAAGAUUCGGAGAUUAUCUAAACGGGUUUACAGUGGUCGACAAGGCAAAUAA